UAUACACACACACAUCGGAAAGACAGAAGCAGCAGAAGAAGAAGAGAGAAGUAAAUAGAGAAAAGUUUUGCAUCUGGGCUGAGAAUAGAAUCAUAGAUCGAGAGGCCAAGAAGAUAAGGAAUGGAGAGCUCAGGGGAAAUGGUGCCGCUGCCUGUGUUGAUGGAAUCCAAUUACAGGGCUUGCACAAUUCCCUACCGAUUCCCUUCCGACAAUCCCAAGAAGCCCACUCCAACUGAGCUUUCUUGGAUUAACCUCUUCGCCAAUUCCAUUCCAUCUUUCCGUAAACGCGCUGAGAGCGACGACACGGUUCCAGAUGCUCCGGCUAGAGCUGAAAAAUUUGCACAAAGGUAUGCAGAAAUACUGGAGGAUUUGAAGAAAGAUCCAGAGAGUCAUGGUGGUCCACCCGAUUGCAUUCUUCUUUGUCAGCUUCGCGAGCAAGUCCUUAGAGAAGUGGGAUUCAGAGAUAUAUUCAAAAAAGUCAAGGAAGAAGAAAACGCCAAGGCAAUAUCUUUAUUUCAGGAUGUUGUGCGUCUUAAUGAUGCCAUCGAUGAUGAAGCCAAGCGUGUUGAGAAUUUGAUUAGGGGGAUCUUUGCCGGCAACAUAUUUGAUCUUGGCUCAGCUCAGCUGGCAGAGUUAUUUGCAAAGGAUGGUAUGUCCUUUCAAGCUAGCUGUCAGAAUCUUGUCCCUCGACCAUGGGUUAUUGAUGAUAUGGACAAUUUCAUUUCAAAAUGGGGACGCAAAUCAUGGAAAAAGGCUAUAAUCUUUGUAGAUAAUUCUGGUGCAGAUAUCAUUUUGGGUAUAUUGCCAUUUGCUAGGGAGUUGCUUCGACACAGUGUGCAGGUUGUAUUGGCAGCAAAUGACUUGCCUUCUAUCAAUGAUGUAACAUAUGAUGAGUUAAUUGAGAUUAUAGCUAAGUUGAAGGAUGAAAACGGAAAGCUUUUUGGAGUUGAUGCUUCGAAUCUUUUAAUUGUGAAUUCUGGUAAUGAUUUACCGGUUAUUGAUCUUACUAGACUAUCACAAGAACUUGCCUACCUAGCAAGUGAUGCCGACCUUGUGAUUUUGGAAGGAAUGGGCCGCGGGAUAGAGACUAACCUUUAUGCGCAGUUCAGAUGUGAUUCCAUGAAAAUUGCUAUGGUGAAGCACCCAGAGGUUGCUCAGUUUCUUGGAGGACGACUCUAUGAUUGUGUCAUCAAAUACAAUGAGUUUUUGGGCUAAUAACAUAGCUGGCUAUUGAACGGAGACAUAUGCGGAUCACUGGGACCAACUUUACUUUUUGCUGGAGGCAUAGAAUAUUGAUUGAUAUAGCUAUAUGCACACCCACGUGUUGUAAACUGGCAAAUAGCUAUACAUUGUCUAGUCAUUCUCAGUUAUUUUCUGAAAGAUGUGAUUCUGAUCAGACAGGAGCUUAGAUAUAGAUUGAAUUGCAUCUUGUCGAGAACGCUACCAACACAGGUGUGAGUAAACCUUGUUGUGGAGUGUCUCAGUUGGCAUGACGGAAUUGUAUUGGUAACGGUGUCCUCUGUUGCUUUGUAGUUGGUUGGUCGGUGGAUUGUUUGGAAGUUGCAAUUACUGACAAUUCAUCCAUUUGGCUUUAAAA
Messenger RNA from Sesamum indicum (sesame), 1597 nucleotides. Its product is annotated as damage-control phosphatase At2g17340. NCBI's taxonomy places the organism in Eukaryota, Viridiplantae, Streptophyta, Magnoliopsida, Lamiales, Pedaliaceae. Gene Ontology annotation, biological process: coenzyme A biosynthetic process. Gene Ontology annotation, molecular function: pantothenate kinase activity; ATP binding. The record is from RefSeq and is a predicted model, not a curated record. Gene Ontology annotation, cellular component: nucleus; cytosol.